CACUCCAGGCUGCUCCAAAGUUGAUAGUUUUUCAUAUCUCCGCCCCUUCAUGCAUGUUAUAUAGUGAAACCUGACGCGGCAGCAGGCCUGUAUUUGGUGCCCCACGCUCUUCAAGAAACUGUCAUUGCACCACAUUAUGAAAGGGCGCACAGCUGACACGGAGGCCACGUCCAGGGUGGAGCCCUCCAACGGGCACAGCAGGCCGCUGCACAUGGUGCCCGGUGCAGAGGAGAAGAUGACAGAGAGGGGUCAGUGGGGCAACAAGCUGGAGUUCGUCCUGUCGGUGGCUGGAGAAAUCAUAGGCCUGGGGAACGUGUGGCGCUUCCCCUACCUCUGUUAUAAGAACGGGGGAGGUGCCUUCUUCAUCCCAUACCUCAUCUUCCUGUUUGCCUGCGGGAUCCCGGUCUUCUUCCUGGAGACGGCUCUGGGCCAAUACACCAGUGAGGGAGGAAUCACAUGCUGGAGGAAGGUCUGCCCUUUGUUUGAAGGAGUAGGCUACGCCACCCAGGUGAUCGUGGCCCUGCUGAACAUCUACUACGUCAUCGUCCUUGCCUGGGCCGUCUUCUUCCUCUACCACUCCUUCACCUGGGAGCUGCCCUGGGCCUCCUGCAACAACACCUGGAACACAGAUUCCUGUAUGGAAUUUCAAAGAGGGAACAGCUCCGUCAGUCACCAUGAGAACGCCACCUCUCCUGUCAUUGAGUUCUGGGAACGCAGAGUACUGAGAAUUUCCUCAGGUAUUGAUCACAUCGGGUCACUGAACUGGGACCUGGUUGUUUGCCUGGCCGUUGCCUGGGUCAUCUGCUAUUUCUGCAUCUGGAAGGGAGUAAAGUCAACGGGGAAGGUCGUUUACUUCACGGCCACGUUUCCGUACGCAAUGUUACUGGUGCUGCUGGUCAGAGGCGUCACCCUGCCGGGAGCCUCCAGGGGGAUCCACUUCUACCUCUACCCCGACCUGAGCCGGCUGUCGGACCCGCAGGUGUGGAUGGAUGCCGGGACUCAGAUCUUCUUCUCCUACGCCAUCUGCCUGGGCUGCCUCACUGCGCUCGGGAGCUACAACAAAUACAACAACAACUGCUACAAGGAUUGCCUGUGCCUCUGCUUCCUGAACAGUGGAACCAGUUUCGUGGCAGGCUUCGCCAUCUUCUCCAUCCUGGGCUACAUGUCCUACGAGCAGAAUGUGCCCAUCUCAGAAGUGGCUGAAUCUGGUCCAGGUCUAGCCUUCAUUGCGUAUCCCCGCGCCGUGUCCAUGAUGCCCUUCUCGCCGCUGUGGGCCUGCUUCUUCUUCAUCAUGAUUGUCUUUUUGGGACUGGACAGUCAGUUCGUGUGCGUCGAGAGCCUGGUGACGGCCAUGAUCGACAUGUAUCCGUCCACGUUCCGCCGCAAGAACCGCCGAGAGCUCUUCAUUCUGGCAGUGGCGGUGGUGUCUUUCCUCCUGGGGCUCAUCAUGCUGACAGAGGGAGGAAUGUACGUCUUUCAGCUCUUUGACUACUACGCAGCCAGUGGGAUGUGUCUGCUUUUUGUGUCUAUAUUCGAGACGGUUUGCAUCGCUUGGAUUUAUGGUGCCGACCGUUUCUAUGACAACAUAGAAGACAUGAUUGGCUACCGCCCCAGUCCUGUCAUCAAGUACUGCUGGCUUUUCUUCACCCCUGCAAUAUGCUUUGGUACAUUCGCCUUUGCCUUGAUCAAGUACUCACCUCUGAAGUACAACAAUGAAUAUGUCUACCCAUGGUGGGGCAACGGGAUCGGCUGGGUCCUGGCUCUGUCCUCCAUGUUGUGUAUCCCAGUCUGGGUGGCAGUGAAGCUGUACUACACGCCUGGAACCUUGCGAGAGCGAAUUGCUGUUCUGACCACUCCCUCCACUGAGCUACCAAAGACAAAGCAGGAGCAGGAGGAGCUGCUGGCCGUCUUCGCAGCGGACGGUGACAGCCUCCAUCAGAGACCGGCUUCUUCUAAGGAUGGCUACUCACCCGUUGGUGAGAAGGAGUCGCACUGCUAGAGACCCGUGAACCUUGUAGGGGUCAGAGGUCGUGCUCAGCUAUGACUCUGCCUGGCCCAGUCCCAUCGCUCUCUCUCUGCUAUACCUCACCAGACAAAGUGGCGAAACACGCACAGACGCAGGCUGUAACUGAUGGUAAAGCUGCUGAAGUGUUCUCCUUCGUACACUGGCCUCAGAAUACAGUAGUACAUUAUUACUGAGACAAUUUUAUGGAGAAUCGCAUUCUAUCUCAUUCGCUUGUGGCAGAGUCACAUGCACGUACUUUUGAACAAAUUUGGUCAUUGUUGUCACACAGUGGCUGAGCAUUUGUGUUUGAUUGUGUCUGCUUUCUGAGGAAGCAUUUUAUCUCUGUUAUCUCUUUAAUUAGAGAUUCUGACACUGACAUUCCAGUUACUGAUUUUAACAGAAGACGGAGAACCGAACGUGUCACACAGUCACAAAGCACAAAGGUUCUUUUGAAUGUGUGUUUAAAUGCACUUCCAAAAUCUAUGCAGAACCUAUGAUGUAUUCAACCCAAUUAACAUGACAGCUCUGUUUUUACUAUAUAGCAGUGAGUCAGCAUCACAGGAUGUCAAAGAAUUUGCCUUCAGAAUCAUAUACAUAACCAACAUGUUUUAAUGCAAGAUGUUGAUUUUAAAUUUACAUUUAGUUAAACUGACGUGAACUAAGCUCAAUUAAGCUUCUCCUGAUUUGAUGUGUGUAUUGCUUUUAUUUUGUUUUGCCAGGUUUAGCACAUACUACUGUAUAAUGAUAUUUAACAAGUUUUGUCAUUCUCCUGAUUAUUAAUAUGAUUUCAGUUGCUUUUGUCUUAUUUCUAAUGUGAAUCAUAUAAAAAGAAAAAUGAUUUGCCUGAAGAAGGCUGUUGUGACACUUAUAAUGUAAGCAAGGAUGACUGAAAUGGUUCAAGUCUUAUUCCAAAAUGAACAUUUCUCUUUGCCGUAUAAUAAAGAACUUUAGCUUGUGUUGUUUUGCAAAUGAAUCUAUAAUAAUUAAUUACUGAUAGGGAACGCUUUCACAUAUGUAACUUUUUUAUGCUAAAAUUAUUUUUUAUAACUGAAUAAAAACAUGUUUAUUUGAA
This is a messenger RNA of Betta splendens (Siamese fighting fish), 3077 nucleotides long. RefSeq names its product solute carrier family 6 member 13 (gene slc6a13). Gene Ontology annotation, cellular component: membrane. The transcript has 15 exons. NCBI's taxonomy places the organism in Eukaryota, Metazoa, Chordata, Actinopteri, Anabantiformes, Osphronemidae. The record is from RefSeq and is a predicted model, not a curated record. Bases 137 to 1999 code for a protein of 620 amino acids. Gene Ontology annotation, biological process: sodium ion transmembrane transport.